AACCUUAGACCAUGUCCAACGGUGGAUUUCACCCGGUCCAUAAGAGAAAUCCUUAAGCAUAAUUGUAAUUAAAUACUAUUAUUAGCGUUAAAUCGACGAAGGAUUGGUCCGUCGCAGCGGACUUAAGGAUUCAAUCCUUAGACACGUGUCACGUGGUGAGUGGGUGGAAUUUGUCUUUGGUUUGUGUAGGGUCGAAAAAAAAAAACAUUCUCGAGCCAAACCAAAAAAAAAAACUCCUCCUCGACAUAAGGCGAUUUCGAGACGAUUCUGCUCGAUCUCUCUUCCUCGGCUCGUGUAAGAUAAACGAUCAUGGGACGAUACAGUUACAGCCAGCUUUCUUCAUCCUCACACUCUCCAGACUUAACCUCCCUCCUUGAAGCCGAAUGUGAGAUGUACGCGGCUGAAGCUGAGAUUACUCGGUGGAAUGCAGAAGCCAGUGACUGGGAACCAUCAGCAGAGGGUGAUGAUGGCAUCCCAAGGACAUGCUACUGUGGUUCAGAGCCAGUUCACGGAUACUCCCAAACGCCAAAAGAUCCAUACCGACGUUACAUAACGUGCCCCAAUGCCGAUGAUAGAGACUGCCACGUCUGGAAAUGGUGGGACGUGGCGGUGGAGGAGGAGCUGAGAGAGUUUCAGAGGGAGCUUAAUGCGGUUAAGGGUGAAGCGAAUCAACGUGAGCAGAAGUUACUCCGUCUUGAGAAGCAAGUUUCCGAGUUCACAAAGAAGAAAUCAGGAGCUAAGCUAAUGGUCUUCAGCUUAGUGUCAGGGUUGGUGUUGCUUAUUGUGCUAGGUGAGUUACUUCAAUCAAGAUUAAUAAUUAGUUCUCUUUGGAAUAUUAUUAAAUCAUUGUAUCUUUUUUUUUAAUAAUGCAAUUAAUAAAAUUUCAAUUUUAAUUUUUUUUAAAAAAAAUAUUAUUUUAUUCCUAAGGACUCAUUUUUCAGGAUCACCAUUGGACGAGUAUUUUAGAUCCGAAUCCUUAACUAAUGAAAAAAAAAAAAAAAUUAUAUGCUUAAAAUAUUGUUAAGGACUCAAGUGGGAGUAUCACCAUUGGACAUGGUCUUAGGGUUUAGAGUUAAGGGGUGGGGUUUUGGAAUUAGG
This is a messenger RNA of Brassica rapa (field mustard), 1098 nucleotides long. RefSeq lists its product as uncharacterized. Lineage: Eukaryota; Viridiplantae; Streptophyta; Magnoliopsida; Brassicales; Brassicaceae. The record is from RefSeq and is a predicted model, not a curated record.